AUGAUGAAUUAUUCACCUUCAAGCCCGGAAAUGAGUCCACAUAAGCAAAAUCUUGAUACAUUGUCACCCUUAUUUGACCAAAUUUGGGACUCUACCAUUCAGGACACAUCAUGUGUCCCCACUCAAGACUUGAUAAAGUUGGCACAAAAAUUGGUUAAGGUGCAAACUGGCAACAAUGAUUUGGAACAACCGGGUGAAGAAGAAUCCCUUCUUUCGAAUCCAUUGAUGGAUACAAAGGUUACCGAAAAAUGUAAAGGCAAAGUGAAACUUUCCAAAGCGGAGACCUGGGACAUUUUGCGUCAAUUAUUGCAAGACAAGUCCGAUUCGGAAAUGGAUAAUUUGAAAGCGUUUCUGUCACACGAAGAAAUAGCAAUGCACCUGCCAGAGUCUUUACCGGAUGUAAACGAUGGAGAUAUUUCCAAUGAUGAUUUAGAUGAAGGUGCUGAUUCCGAUGAGACCUCAUCGUUGAUGGAACUUCAAUAUACACUGCAACUGCUGGUACCAAUUCCAGCACCAUUACUGCAGCCGCCUGUUUUAACCGCAUCGCCGUAUGAUGAUGUUGUUGGACUAUGCUAUAUUGACCACUACUUGAAUGGUACAUUACGAAAAAACAUGGCAAUCGAAUACAAAAUUCAGCAAACAUUAGGACAAGUUAUUGAUGAAGUUGCGCAGCUACACCUACAAGUAGAUAAGUCAUUUUCCCUCAUAAAAGACAAGUUGGACAAACUCAAGCUAAAGAGCUCGCGAGAAUCACAGAAGUUGAAUAUGUUGCACCAUGAUUCAGAUUUCAUGCAUAGCCGAGUCACUCACAUGCAAAGAGAAGUAAAAACGAUUAAAGAAAACAGCAAACUAAAUACCAAAGUAAAGCGUGUCGUUUCAUUUAGUGAUUGCUGUGAAGUUAUACCCGUUUCAGAUAAACUACCGCCAGUCAAAACAUUAAGCGGACUGCUGUUGCGUGCUGCGCUUCAUCAACAAAGAGGAGCAUCCUAUCAUGACGCAGUUGCCCUUUCUCCCUUACAGAGUAAACGACGCGGUGUGCUCCUUCACAAUGCUCCUGCUCUCAAGGCAAACACUCUGGUAGUGAAGCCUACUGCUUUUGAAUUUGAUUCUGAUGAUGAUGCUCUGGAAGUAUUGAACAAUGACGAUAUGGAACCUUAUAGAAUUUCAAGAGAGGGAUCAUGGCAGCAUUUGUCAUCUCAAUAUGCACAUCCGCAUAGUCCUGCCAGCCCUUAUUACAAAGAGCCGCAAGAUUUUGCAUCACCAAAGAGAGAAACAUCAGUGACUCCACCCCAAACUCCUAACUCUGAAACCAAUGACGAUUCAGAUGAACCAAUCAAGAUUCAAUACAUCUUGUUUAUUCUUUUGCUUUAUUUUUACAAUAAGUUGCAUAAUUAUUGCCGAUCUAAACUUAGCUAA
Messenger RNA from Lodderomyces orthopsilosis Co 90-125, 1416 nucleotides. RefSeq lists its product as uncharacterized. Lineage: Eukaryota; Fungi; Ascomycota; Pichiomycetes; Serinales; Debaryomycetaceae. The coding region runs from base 1 to 1416 and encodes 471 amino acids. The record is from RefSeq and is a predicted model, not a curated record. The transcript has a single exon.